This is a messenger RNA of Verticillium dahliae VdLs.17, 549 nucleotides long. RefSeq lists its product as uncharacterized. The record is from RefSeq and is a predicted model, not a curated record. Bases 1 to 549 code for a protein of 182 amino acids. Gene Ontology annotation, biological process: monoatomic ion transport; intracellular water homeostasis. Gene Ontology annotation, molecular function: mechanosensitive monoatomic ion channel activity. Lineage: Eukaryota; Fungi; Ascomycota; Sordariomycetes; Glomerellales; Plectosphaerellaceae. The transcript has 4 exons.
AUGCCGUCUCCUCCGUUUGCCGACAGCGAUGAAGAGGAAAGCCUUCUGUCCCGAGGCGGCGAUAGGGCUCGCCGCCUGUGGUCCGGCUUCAUUGACUUUGCCAUGCAGGGCAACAUCCUCGAGAUCGCCUUCGGUCUGAUCCUAGCCGCUGCCUUCACCGGCCUUGUCAACUCUUUCGUCGCCAACAUUCUCAUGCCGCCGCUGUCCGUCAUCUUCCCCCUCAACCACAACAUGGAGGAGAAGUUUGCGGUUCUCAAACCUGGACCUGACUACAACCGCGAGGACGGCUACACCACGCUCGCGCGCGCAAAGGAUGACGGCGCUGUCGUCUUGGCGUAUGGUUCAUUCUUCAACCAACUCGUCAGCUUCUUCUGCGUGGGCCUCUCCCUCUGGGGCCUCGCCCACUUCUACCAGCUCUUCUCGACCGACCCCAUCAUCAAGCACACGAAAAAGUGCAAGUACUGCAGGAAGCGUGUCAACGAAGUGUCGAUUCGUUGCAUCAACUGCACAAGCUGGCUCGAUGGGCGCGAGGAUCGAGUGCGCUACUGA